Hylaeus anthracinus is the source of this 12005-nucleotide messenger RNA. Its product is annotated as polypeptide N-acetylgalactosaminyltransferase 1-like. The coding region runs from base 554 to 2374 and encodes 606 amino acids. The transcript is spliced from 11 exons. NCBI's taxonomy places the organism in Eukaryota, Metazoa, Arthropoda, Insecta, Hymenoptera, Colletidae. The record is from RefSeq and is a predicted model, not a curated record. Gene Ontology annotation, cellular component: Golgi apparatus.
CUAAAACGGAGCGUCAAGAAGAGAACGUUGUACUAAAGAUUUACGUCUGAUUUGACCAGGAGUAGGGUUAUGAAUCAUUUUGUUACAGCACUGUUCUAUUUACGGGGACAUAAUAAUUCCUUGAAGCUCAUUCCAGUUCUCGAGUUAAAGGAGGUAGGAGUAUAAUAUUUUUUUCGCCGACUGUCUUUGAUCUAUUAAUCGAAAUUGAAGCAGGAUUGACAAGUAAAAUUUUUCGUGUAAAGUGAUAUAUUUUGUUAAAAAAAGUAGCGUUUAUUAUGUGAAAACAAAGGCAAUCAUCUCAUUGUUAGUUCAUACCCGUUUGGGAAAGAAACGUGGAAUUGUACACUGUGUGUUUCGUCGAUGGGAUCCUUGUAAUUCUUAAUGAAAAUUACGUACGAGGUAGACGUCGAGAUUUUUUCUUUUCUCACGAUGACCCGUCGUGAGAAGUCCGUGAUAAUGGACAUCUGGCUACGACGAUAACGGCCAAUUCUCACGCAAUGAGAUAAACGGAACUAUUCCCAAAAUUAGUUGAGCUCGAGGCAGCGUUUCUGCCAUGAGGAUCGCCAUGUGGCCACGUUUGAGGAGGCAUCGGAUGAUCCCGAUGGUUCUUUCGAUUGUCAUCCUGACGGGGAUGCUUCUCGUUUGGUUGAGGAAGAACCAGGAGACCGAGGAUCGCAGCGAUUAUGCUUCUCUGCGGCUUUUAGGGAAUGACAGGGAUUACAUGGAUCGUAGGGGAAUACACGUGGUGGUCGGCCAUUACAUCGGGGAUUCUGUGGAUCCUUUGAAAACACCAAACAUUACUAAAGAACUCCUCAAUACGAACAUGUUUGAUCCGCGACCAAACGACGGGAAAAACGGCAGCCCUGUUCUUGUGCCAGCGAAGAACUUCCACGAUAUGCAACAACUCUACCAAAUUAAUCGAUUCAACUUGAUGGCUAGCGACAGAAUCCCCCUAAAUCGAACUCUACCGGAUGUCAGGAGAAAGGGAUGUAUCUCCCGGUACUCGACUUUGGGCAGCUUACCAAAGACCUCGAUAAUCGUCGUCUUCCAUAACGAAGCUUGGAGUACGUUACUCAGGACUGUGCACAGCGUCAUCAAUAGAUCGCCGCGGGAUUUGCUGGAGGAAAUCAUCCUCGUCGACGAUGACAGCGACAGAGAUUUUUUGAGGGACCCGCUAGACGAGCAUGUAAGGAGCCUGCAAGUGCCCACUAAAGUUCUUCGUUCCAGGAAACGCAUAGGCUUGGUAAACGCGAGGCUGUUGGGCGCGAACGAAGCCAAAGGCGAAGUCCUCACGUUCCUCGAUGCCCAUUGCGAAUGCACGGUUGGAUGGUUGGAACCUUUGCUGGAGGCGAUCGCUAAGAACAGGACGAAAGUUAUUUCUCCUGUUAUCGAUAUCAUAAACGACGACACUUUCAGCUACACUCGGUCUUUCGAGUUGCAUUGGGGAGCAUUCAAUUGGGACAUGCACUUCCGCUGGUUGACGCUGAACGGUCGUUUGCUGAAGGAGAGACGCGAGAACAUCGUCGAACCGUUCAGGACGCCAGCUAUGGCUGGAGGUCUGUUCUCCAUGGACCGGAAGUACUUCUUCGAGCUAGGAAGCUACGACGACCAGAUGAGGAUCUGGGGUGGGGAAAAUUUGGAGAUGUCGUUUCGUGUGUGGCAGUGUGGGGGUAGCAUUGAAAUCGCUCCUUGCUCCCACGUGGGGCAUCUAUUCAGAAAAUCGUCGCCGUACACUUUUCCAGGGGGUGUCGGAGAAAUACUGUACGGAAACCUUGCACGAGUGGCUCUGGUCUGGAUGGACGACUGGGCAGAAUUUUAUUUCAAGUUUAAUCCAGAGGCGGCGAGACUGAGAUACAAGCAGCCUGUUCGAUCCAGAUUGAAGUUACGCAAAAAACUGCAAUGCAAGAGCUUUCAGUGGUAUUUGGAUAACGUGUGGCCAGAACACUUUUUCCCCACGGACGAUCGAUUUUUCGGUCGGAUCGUACACAUCUCAACCAAAAAAUGUAUCAUGCGUCCCACUGCGAAGGGUACGUAUUCGCAGCCCUCGGGAUACGCGGUUCUCGAGGGUUGCGUACCGCGACCAAUACUCGGUCAAAUGUUCGUGAUGACGAAGGAUGGUAUAGUAAUGACCGACGAAAGCGUUUGCUUGGAUGCUCCUGAACACGAUACUCAGCACAAGACGCCGAAAGUUAAAAUAAUGGCGUGCAGCGGCCACAAGAAGCAGAAAUGGGAGUACGACGAGCGAACGAAAGUAUUUUUGCACGUUUCUUCUGGCAUGUGUCUGCAAUCGAGCAACGGCGAGAGUCCUGUGAUUGCUGUCUGCACGAAGGACGUCGAUCAGCAGUGGAUGCUGGAAUCGGUUCCAUGGAAGUAAUAAUACCAGUAUUUCUUUUUUCUUUUUGUUAUAUUCAAUACUAUUGUGAGAUGUUGCAGCACUUUAUCGGCACGAAGCAGCUGAAAAUGUGGAAUCAUAUUUUUCUACGUACUUUUAUCAGGAUCUUUUGUACGCGUGGAUGUCGAAUCCAUUGUAAAUAAAUGUGCGAAAGACUUGCACGGGGUUAUGAAUUAGGAUUAAGAAAUUACUUCUACUAUUUUUAUUCUCGACGACCGUUUGAGAUGCAAUUAUGUUUAUAUUUAUAUUGUAAGGUAAUUGUGGUUACUCGUCGAAGUCGCGACGAAACCUUUGUGUAAUAAAAAAAAAAAAAAGAAGUAAAGAAAAUGAUCGACGAGACUGAGCUAAUCUAUCGACCGAUUUGGUGGUGUUUCAAAUGAACGCACGUGUGCUGCUCUUCGCGGACUAAUUUAGAAAUUCCUUAAACAGGUAAUUUGUUGUCAAUCUUGGCGAAGAUGAUGUUCAUUGCCAGUGAUUCACUGAACGGCUAAGGUUACACGUGACGGACCAUUAUCGUCAUCGUCGCCAAGGUUGCCGUGAUGACGAUAUUCCGCGUACACGAUACGGACAAAUAGAAUCGUGCAUUAAUAUUUGGAUAUUAAACGAAUUUCUAGAUACGAGAGCAGCGAUGAAAUAGUUGCGUACUUGAAAUAUUCCAUAGUACCCUUUCCCUUUGGAGUUAUUACAGGGUGUAAUAAGAAUGUACACUCGUAUACAGUGUCCAGUGAAGGCAGACCAAUUUCAUAUUUUUGCUAUUUUAAUUAAAAUAUAAAUUCCUCGUUAUAGCUAACGAAGUUAAGUAAAAAAAAAUACUUUCAUUCUCGAUAUAUUAUAGUAUUUAAUUUUUAUAUUAAAAAAUGGACUCAGUUUUGCAAGAAACAUUUCUAGUGACUAUUCACAGUAGCUUAAAUAUUUAGUCUGUGAUAGGAUACCUUGCGUGGCAAUGGAAAUAUACUUUACACGUUAAACAGUAUCGAAGUUAUUUUUUGAAGCUUCCUAUGUCCGGAAGCGCAGUGUGAUUUUUAAACAAACAACGUGUAUUUGUAUCCGUCAGACUGUUUGUUAUAGUGUCGCUAUCCGGGUCAAAGUCACGUCCUCGGCAAGGCCAAGAAGCCACUUUGCUCGAGGCGGCCUAGUCUCCCUGUUCGUUCACUGUAUACGAUCACCUCCAGGCCAAGUUUGGCUGAGAUGAGUGAGUCUUUAUUUAUGGAUCGGUAUUGUUUCACGAGCAAAGAAACCGCGGGGAACGUUAAACGACCCGCGAGUCUUCUCGAUUCUCUCAUCUCCUGGAAGGGUAAUCCAUUACUCUCGAAUCCCGUUGACGACUUAAAAAUUAAACAAGAUUUCAUAAUCUCUAAUUUUCCAAGAUGGACAGUGUCGAAGAUCACAGUUCUAAUAAAAAUUGCAUCAACAUGUUUGCAUAACUUCCAUGAAUAUUCACGUCUGAUAUUGACCAGAAAAAAAGAAGCGUUUGAUGUUUGUAAAUCUGUUGAUCUGAAUACGGAUACGAUCGAUGCCAUCGAUAUAGAGGAGCAAAAAAAUGCGUGGUCGCGGAAUACGAUUUAAUCGAAAUCGUCCUGCGCGUUCCGGUGGCAUCUUGACUGGCUAUUUGUCCACUUGGUCACGUCUUCGUCUCACCUAUCGCGUGUUCCGGUUCUCACACACCUAUGACCCUUGACAACCUAGCGUUUCUCGCGUUAAUUACGAACGCGUUCUCCAGGAGGGGAAAGAAACGUUUGUUUUCUGGAAACAGGGCCAUCUUUCAAGAAGUAGGUCGAAAUGAUGGUAUUUGUGUCAGGAUAUCGUUGUACUUUCGAUAGAACUUAGCCAGAUCGAUGAUCAUCAUUGGUAGUUAAAGGUGACUUGACUUGGAAUAUGCAGAUGACGUAGAGAAGAUUUCGGAAUUAUUGAACUUGACAUUUCUCAACUAUACAUUCGUUUACUUAAUACUAUGUACGACUGCAUUUCGUCCUUGACUUCCUUGAAGUAUAUAUAUACUUCAUCUGUUCAAAGAAAACAAAGUGAAAUCCCUUGCUUACCUAAAACAUGAAAUCGACCUUCCUGAAAUUUUUAAGCGAAUUAGUCUAAUAAAAUCAUUCCCAUAAGCAUCCCUAGCCUCUGAGUUUAUUGAAGAAGUUUGUCUAAAUUAAAUGAUAGGUUUGGCCUUUCCAAAUCGAUGUUCCAUUAUAAAUACGUAUAUCUCCCAUGUCUGUAUUAUCGGUGAAGAAGUUAGACAAACUUCUUCAAUGAAUAUAGAAGGUACGAGUACUUACGGUACGAAUACUUACGGGACUGAUUGUAUACUUUGGAAUAUCGAGCGCAUGAGAAUCGAUUCAUCAAAGAAAUUCGAAAAAAGUAAAUCCCUUUAACGAAACACUAAAGCGACCCAUGCACGACUGACGUUUAUCAGAGUAUCUUUUCGCUCUGCAAAAGAUCCUUGAAAGAAAGACGCCUUCGCGAUAUUCGCGGGAAGAGCAGUCCAUCAAACUCACGGACAAACCUCUGGUAAACUAUCGACCGUGUGUGGGUCAUUUAUGGGGCCACACGGGGAAGGGACAUGGAAGGUACGCGGCAGGAGAGCGGAGAAAGUAAACGCAAGCACGAGACGAAAGUUCCUUUAAAAUGAAUUUUCACGUGUACGUUUGUUCGUGUACAUACAAAUACACACACACACACACACCCUCUCGCGCACAGCCACACUCAUACAUAUACGUACAUACAUUAGGGUGGUCCUCGACCGCAGGUGAUAGAAAUUUAUUUUUAGGGUUCCUCCGAAGCAACUUCAAAGCCGAAGCGCGAGGACCACCCUAACGUAUGUAUAUAUAUAAUAUUGUUUCUCUUUAAUCGAAUGUUACAUAUGAACAUAUAUACAGUCACCACUAUGCUACGGGACGCGGGACUACUUACGUGGCUGAACAGUAUUAACGUGUAAAAAGUAGGAGCGACGAACGAUCGAUCGUCCACGAAAAGAACGAACCUUGUCAUCGCGACAAGAUCACCGGCAAUCGCGCGAAUGCGUUUUUUGUACGCCAUAAUCUCAACACGCGUGAUCGUUCGAAAGGAAAGAGUGAAAAGGGAGGGGGCGAUUCCCGCGAUGAAAGCUACACGCGUUGGUCGUUUUCGUUUUCAUUCGCGAGCCGCUCGCAUCCCCGUCGAUUAUUUUGACUAACUUGUUAACGUACGAUUAAGAACUCUCUACGAGCUGAACUGAGCUUGGACCCACCUGAACGCACGGCUUACGAUCUAGCGGUUCUAAAAGGUAACGAGCGCUUGACAGCUUCGUCGGCUCACGGCGCUGCAUUUUCGUGGCUAAACAGUAAAUACGUAUAACUCGGUAACCUCGGUGAAAUCACAAUCGUGGUACGUUUUCCAUGUACAUAUACAUAUACAUAUAUAUAUAUUAUAUCUAUAUCAUUUGUAUGUAUAUAUAUAUAUUCGUAUAUACUAUAUAUCAAAAUUAAACGUAUUCUUUACAGUUCGCUUGGUACACUUCGCACGCGGUUGACUAUUACUUUACGGGGGAGGAGACGUCCAUCGCCCUUCUCUCGCCCUCGUUUCAAUCGGGAUCCGAUAGUAUCCGUUGCGUUGGGCACGCGUGCAUUUUAACCCUUUGUGAUCCUACAUCGAGCGAUGCUCGACGAAAAUGUACCGAAAUAAACAAAUUUGGAGUGCAAAGGGUUGAAACGAGUUUCGCCGAAAUGUCGCUGCCCUUCUUAGUUUGUUCGUCUCAUUUCAUAUUUUCGAAUAUUUGAGAAAGAUGAUAUUUCAACGACUCUUCUGUGGCAUCCUUGUUUUUCUUCGUUAAAUUAAAACAACGUACCUUGUUACAGACUAUACAACACUUUGAAUCGUAUGUAUAAUACCAACAGGAAACAGAUUUCACCUAAAAAGGGCAGCAUGCGCACCAUCCUGGAUAAUUAGCUGCCGUUUGUAUCGCGCAUCGACGAGUUCGAAGAUAUCGCGAAAGUUUGUUAAUCCUCGAAACGUACCGUUCCAUUUCCUCGUUUUGCAAAAUUAGCAAUGGUCUCGUCGACGCGCGGGGAACUAAUAUUUUUACAACGACUUCGACUAACUAAAUUGAGCCUCGAUUCAAAUUCUAGCAGCUAUAGGUACACGCGUGUACAUGUGUAUAUAUUAUACUAUAAUUAAUAAUUCUGGUUCGCUUAACGUUAUUCGCAAGGCGACGACGCGUCGCUGCCGCUGAAACCGUAUGCGUUGGGUUGGCGCGUAGGGAAUGUCGUUUAUGUAUACGAAGUUGCGAUACUGUAACAAAAACAACGCGAGUUAAAUGGCACCUCGAUGCGGUCCAUAAAUAUUAAUAUUCGUGUUCGAUCGAAUCCUCGGUAGCACCCUUCUAUAUUCAUAGAGUUGAGAUGUUUGAAUGGGACAAAAGAUCUUGAAAUAAUCUAAAUGAAACAACACUUUAGUUGGAUAUAAGAAACAGCAGUAAAGCUAUUUACUUUUCGACUGCAUACUUAACCUUUUCAGAUCUGAAUUACUUUGUUUUCUCGUACUAAUGGAAUUUAGUUUUUAGAGAUAACUUGGAUUUUCCAUAUUAAUAAUUAAUAUGGAAAAAAUAAAAAAAGAAUCGUAAUAAUGUAAUUUUUGAGGAAAAUUGGUAUUUCUUCGUGUGCACAAAUAUGGACAUUCGCCCUAAACAAUAAUUAAUUGUGGACGCUACGUCUGAAAGGGUUAAACUCUUACUGUAUAAUAUUAUGGCGUUGAAGUGUCAAAAAUUCAGACUACAAAGUCAUCUCUUACUUCCACGUGUUCAAUCGAAGGUCCUGCGAAUCUCCACGAGAAAACGACGUUUCGUACGUGCCAACGCGACGCUAGGAAUAAUAAAACGGGUAGCCGUCGAAUUCGACGGCGAAAUCUAAGAAAGGCAAGAAAGAACGCAACAUUCGUCUAACGUACCCGACGAUGAAACAGAAUUUCCUAUUCAAAGUCUCAUUUCUUUUCAUUUUCGUCUCCUUUUCAUUCUUCUUUUUCUUCCUUUUCUUUUUUUCUAGCAGGCCGUCGCAAUUCGAAUACGCUCGACCUGUCCCCGCAACCAGUGAAAUCAUGCGUGUAACGUGUAAACUGGAACGAGAUGAGAUCGAAAACGCGCGGACGUGAGAACGCGGCACGCGCGAUUUCGCGGAUAGAGAGACUCGUCCCUCGAGAGAUUUCGCGGCUUAUUUCUUCGUCGAGGAACUGGUCGAGGGAAUGCCUAGCGUGGAAACUGGCAGCCAUCGCUCGCGACUGAGACGCGACAUUUUUCAUGUCAAACGAUGACGCCUAUCAUAUCGGCGCACCUGUGGGAACACUCUCGCAGGCACGAUUCGCUGAAUGCUUUUAGAAAAUGUCGUAGAUACCCCUACGAAUCAGUUUUCUAUUUGUUUAUACCACAUUUGGGGUAUCAAGUGAGUUUUUCUUAAAAAUUGGCGCGAACUUUCUGGACAAUCCAAUGCAUCAGGGGUGAGUUUAGAUUACCUGUUAAUAUCUCUACCAAUCUUCGCAAGAUGCUUUUGUAUCUGGUUAGUUUACUCGAUAUGGAAGAAGGCUGUCAAGUAGACAUCAUGUACAGUGAUUGUCGCGAAGGUUUCAACUCUGUGAAAAAUUUCGUUCUUUUACAGAAACUUUAAAACCCUGGUAUGCAUGCAACUUUCUUCUCCUGGUUAUCUGGUUUUAUACCUGGGUGAACUCGGAUCGUAAAAUUUUAUGAUUGUUACUCCAAAGAGAUUACUGCUUGCUCAUGCGUUCCUCAAGAGUUCGAUUCGGGUACGCUGUCUUUUAACCUAUUUAUCAACGAUUCUGUUGAUAUUAGCGGAUAUCUGAAUGCAGACUAACUGAGGAUUUAUUUUACCCCCUAGUGGAAGAAUUAUUCUUUAACUCUAUCACACGUAUCCUCUCUUCAUGCGUUUCUCGCAUUAUACUGUUUUCUUUCCCUCUUCUCUGUAUAUUACUGUUGUUAUCAAAAUUAAAAUCGUGUCUCGAUGUUAUCGAAGAUUAGCAGUUUAGGUAAUUCAACAUUUGUCGUAGUAUUUAAUUUCUUAACCAUACCAAAUUCACGAAUCCUACACAGAUUAUUUCCUUAGAUUUAUUUUCAGAUUUAUUAUCUGUAAUGGAGAAUCCUGUCAUUCAUUUCUGGGUGACAUUAAACUUAUUAAAUUCAAAUUUUAAGCCAGAGCUCCGUUUUUUAUCGGAUCAGAUCUAUUCUCCAGAGUCAUCUCGUUUUCAACGAUUAAGUUUUACGCGUUGAUUUAAGGGUUUCGCAACGAGGCGCGAUCUCUUGUGUUUUCGAGGGGAGAAUACGCGAGAUGUUCCGCAUCGAGGGUAGGAUCGAUGGUUCAACGACGUCGAACCGGAGGAUUUCGGACGAAAACACAUUCGCGCGCGGAUCGUCGACUGUGAGGAAACCGAUUUCCAAGCCUCGAGGUCUCGAUCGAUCGGAUCUCUCCUUCUGUCGGGUGGUACUUCUCCGUUAGCGUUUCAUGGUUGUCGAGAUCGCUCUCUCGCCUCGGCGUGGCUCCUUUAUUGCGUUUCACUUUCGCGAUGAGCUUGCCCGUUCGAUCGGGGCGUGGCAAAAGUGUAACGCAAGAGAGGUCCGAGGCCAUCGUCGGCCGUGAUCGUAUACGCGUGAAGCAAGAAAAACAGGGCCUGCCAUCCUCUCCCGGCGUCAGACGUCGAGGAGAGAUCUCCGCACCGUAGAAGCUUACGAUUAGUCGCAACACCUUCGAGCGGAGCGUCGACGAGUCUGUCCAAAGCGAAUGCGUCGCAUCCUAUCGCGUCGCACCGCGUCGAUCUCCUUUAAAUGGAUUUUGAAGACUCGAAUUCUGCCAUUUCCGAUGCGCAUGCUGAUUCGUCGACAGAAAUAAAGACUGACCAUUUCUCAGCUUCGAGGAAUCAUGCUUGGAGCGGUUUCGUCCCGUUCGUCAGCCCCGAGUCGCAAAAUAAAUUUUGAUGUUUCGCCUUCUCUCGCGAGCGUCGCUUCUUAUUCAACGCCGAACGGAAUACGUAAUCGGACGCGCGUUGCAGUUGCAACUUCAUAUCGAAACCCGAGCUGGUCAUCGGCAUCGUUUUUCCAUUUUUACGAAUUCCGCGAUUUUUAUCUUAUUCCUCGUGGCGAGUUUCGAAUCGUUUCUGUUUCGUUUUAUUUCGAAGUCGAAGGACUUUUCGUUCGCGUUCCAGGCGACCGGCGUCUCCAGUCGUUUAGCAGAGCGCUGGCAUUCCAAGCUAGAAAGCGUUCGUCGUUUCUCACGCGUUGCCGGACCACCGUUUGCAGUCGUAUUUUCAUCCGGGCGCAACACACCCUCCCGAGGAUGAAGACAUUCAAUCUUUCUUCGAGCGUGCUUUCGUCUCGUGACUGGUCGAUCGCGUUUACCAAGGUCAAGAAGAUCUCCUGACCGCGUGGCUCGAUGCAUACACUGGAUCCGCACCUGCGCUACUUGCGGUGAAUGUUGAUGCAAGGUAGAAAGUGCGGAUGAAUUGCUCUCAUCGUCGAACAGGAAUUCGUAUCUUCCACUCUUUUUUACUUUUCCCUGUAUUUUUCUCUCCUAUCUUCCAUUACAAUGAUCAAUGUUCGUCUACGUACCGUAUAGAUUUGGAAUAACAGGGAUACUAGGGCUGACAAACCGAUUCUCGAGUGCUGGUUGUCGUUUCCUGGAUUUUCAACGGCCGAAGCCUGUGCUUCUGCCCGUUCGAAUCAGAUCUGGCGUAAUUAAUCGAAGCGAGCCACUUACCACCAAGGUCGAAGCACCUCCCACUCAUUCGCGUCGAUGUUGGUUGGUAGCUGAACGGUUAGAAAGUGGACGGUAUGAUUCGCAGCCGCGGAGUCAAGAGCGGAAGACGAUUAGAUCGUUUCGCCCCGGGUAAAGAUUUCAGCGACCGUCCGCAGGAAACGAGGGGGAUCAUAUCGUAAGCGUGUGGGAUUGCUGACAGCGCUUUAGGCUUCUAGCAGCCUCUUCUCUCGGUCGUUUCUUCUUUUUCUGCUAAUCAUCGCCGGCAGGAAACACGUCGCUUUUCCGCGUCACGUACAUCACCUGGGCGUAGCAACUCGAUGCUAUUCGAGUUCGGAGAUCUUUUUUUCCAAAUCCUGAAGCAUUACUUAUACUUAUUUAAUUUUGUUCAUUUUUUAUAGGGAAGAGGUAAUUUUAUUAACCCCUUGACCUACACAUUAUCUCUCGAUUGCUCGGGCCACAGUAAACAGGAAAGUAGGAAGUCCAAACGAAAUACCACGAGUCAGACUCGUGCUUAUUGUUUAUCCCUUUCAGAUCUGGCGCCCACAAUUGAGGACACAAAAUUUAAAAAUUAUCGACACUAUCGUUUAGGGCGGAUGUCCUUAUUUGUGCACACUACGAGAGACCAGUUUUCAUCGAAAACUACAUUAUUAACCCUCCUCUCCUACGGUCGGGUCAAAAGCGACCGAUAUAUUAGUUCCAUUAUUAGGUUUUCGUAACUGUGAAGGUUGAAUUCAGUAAGACUGAAAUCAUCCAAACAUAUAAAUAAAAAUUAAUUUUGUUUCAAAAAAGAAGUGCCGAAUUUCCCUGUCACUUCCGGCAAAAGUUUCGAGAACCGAGCAGAUCGAUUCGAUGAUUUCUAUUUUAGCGUGUUCGUCGGACUAUAGUACUGGGAAUUGCGGACCGAGGAGACGUAGUCGAGCUAACAAAAUUCACUUUCUAGCUCGUAAAGUCGAGAAAUGUCAUUUUCUUGCUGAAACAUCGUCUUUCUUGCUUGCAGUUUUUCUGUGUCGGUUAUAUCUUCUUUUUGCUGGACGGAAGACGUCGACGAGAACGAGAGAAAUGGAACCGUUUUCGAAGAUCGCGAAAGGACAAUAUUUUAACCCUUGAAUGGCCUAAGUUUCAAAUUUGAUACCGGACUUUUAAAUCGAAUUGUAUACUUGCAAUUGGUUUGUUUUUUAAUAUUUGGAUGUGUGUAUGUUACCAUUACACAAUGUUCUUUUGAUCAAAAGUUAAAAAAAUAAAUGUCAGCUGUCAAUAUUCAAACAAUAAAUACAUUGAUAUUUUUUUAAAUUUAAUUUGGUGUAUCAGGCUUCCAAGGGUUAACUAAUUUUGAGAUUGAUAACCGAACAAGAGCAAAGUUAUAUUCUAAAUUUACAGCGACGGAAUCGCGCGUUGUUUCUUAGUCUUUCUCCUCGCUGACCCGUGCACGGGUACUCGAAAGUAAUGAAAAGUGUUGGUACUUAGGACGAAUUUUAUCCUCUACUUAAUCUAGAUGCUCGACCCGAUCUUCUAGAGAGCAGUUCACGCAGGUACUCUUUUAAGGCACCUGUUGGUCUUUGAGCAGCGACGGAGAAUUCUCGCAGUGAACUUAAAUAUUCACGCAGAACCUUAAAGUUAAAGUUCCAAGGCUGUCCGACGGUACAGACAGAGCAAGAGUCCAUAUUUACCCCUUAAGCUACGAUUUAAGCUCCAGCAGACUGGGACCAAAAUGUGAUGUUUACAUUUGACCCGAACGAUACACCACGGACCAGGCUCGUAACAAUCAGUUUUGACCCGAAUAUCCGAUCACGUAUCUCGCACGUGGUUGUAGCUUAAGGGGUUAACACGUUCCAUGCCAGACUGUUUCUUGAAAACUUUUCGUUCAGGCUUUACAAUUGUAUAGUUUUGUU